Molecule: messenger RNA, 768 nt
Organism: Bursaphelenchus xylophilus (pine wood nematode)
Lineage: Eukaryota; Metazoa; Nematoda; Chromadorea; Rhabditida; Aphelenchoididae
Source: the annotation of a GenBank genome assembly
AUGCAGCGUAUGCAACGUCUAGCCUUCUUCACUGGGUAGGUUAAAGCUUGUUUUUUUAUGUAGAAAUCAUAUGACCCUAACCUUUUCACAAAUGUUUUUUAUUUACGCCAUGGAUAAUAUAAUUGAUGAAAUUGUAGUCGUCGUAUGGUGUCGUCUGGUUUGGGUGACCCAGGAUCAGGAGCUGGAAGAGGUGGUGGCUCCGGUGGGUCAGUUCGUGAUGCUGGUGGUGCUUUCGGAAAGCUCGAGGCUGCCCGAGAAGAGGAGUACUUCUACAAACUGGUAGGUGUUGAAAGAUUUGGUUGUUUGGUAUUUUUAGGAAAGGUUAUGUGGAAAAGUGGAAAUUGUUUCAGCUGCAGAAUUUACUGACGCAUCUUUUGACACCAUUCCUAGCGCGAAGACUUUGGGUUUAAUGGCACUACCGGCCAGAUUUUUAGCUGACCUAGUACAAUAUCAAACUAUGUGUUUUUUCAACAGAUUCUGCGUAGUUUUUUGGAAGCUAUUGCUCAGAAUUCAUGGGCCUAAAUUGUAGAUCUUCUGAACAAAUUAUUAAAGGUUCUAUUGAAAAAUUGACCUAGAAAUUUCCACUUCCUUUUUAAACCCAAAUUACUUGUUCAACUUCAGCAACGAGCCCAGCUCAAGGAGUUGAAGGCUCAAAUUGCCCGUGAGAUCGAGCAUCACGAGCAACAAGCCAAGAACCACUCCGAAGUCAUUGAACGCCAUAAGAAGAGAAUCGCCGAACUCGAAAGUGAAGAGAAGGGCCUGAAAUAA